UUUUAUAAAAUUUGACAUUAAGAGGGGAUAUAAUUAAUAAAAAUAAAUUAGUUUGUGAUCAAGUCGAUGCGCGCGAGAUACGACUCCGUGCGCCGAUCAGCUGACUGGAGGUAUUUCCAUUCGAAAAUUCGAAUGACAGUUCAUAGUUUAUUGUCCGGAAGUGAUAUAGGAAUCUCGCGUAAAGACUAGCGUCCGGUGACAAAUUAUUCGCGGACGUAGGCCGCUUCGGUCAUCGGUGCAAGAAUGACACAGGAAUUGUCCGGAGUGACCAUAGUGAUAUUUAUAGCAGCGGGCGUUUUGACAAUAUUGUUACUAUUCAUCUUUGCGAAACGGCAGAUUAUGAGGUUUGCCCUGAGAUCUCGUCGGGGCCCCCAUAUCCCCAUAGGACACGACGCGAAAAAGUCCUUGAAGAAGGAAAUAGAGAGGAGGAUAGAAGUGAUACCUAGGAUUCAGUAUGAACCGCAAUUGAUCAGCGACCCUAGAUACAUUUUAACUCCAGGGGGACAAGCACCGCCACAUUAUUAUAGACUGAAAGCAGUCGACGAUGUUAAAGCUUUAGAAGCAGAGAUUACAAGGUAUGACAAUUGUCUGAAAAGACAUCCUUCGGAGAAUCUGAGGGCUUACUUGCUCACUACACUUGCCACUCCAUUGAAUGGAAGUGGCCAGCGUUUAAUUCAUCAAUUCUGUGAUCUGUACGAGCAUGCGAGGCAUGACCCAACUGAAUUUGGUGAUGAGGAAUAUCAAGUAUACACUCGUUUAUUUUUGAAAUUGAUGGACGCGGCACGUUUAUUGAAAUCAUAUCCAAGCAGUAGGAAGUCCAGUCCCAGUCGUACGCCCAUCAAAAAGAGCAUAGAGACAAAGAGAAAUAUUCUGGAACCCAGGAUGCGCCCGCCCGAGGAGCAAAUCCUAACAGGUUCGAGACCUAAUACUCUAACGGUAAUGACGUUAGACAAUAGUGAGACAUCUGUGUAGCAUUAUGAGUGCCGUCACAUACAACAUAUGUGACGAGGAAAUUUGUAGAUAGGUACAUGACACUGAAAUAAUUUAUAUGAAGCUACGUGCUACGUAGGACGUCCGAUUUAGUUAGGAAUUAUUGAUAUGCAUUUUUACUUUUACGAUAAGUGCACCUAAACUCGCCAUUCUAUUCAAGUUGAGUAUCCGUAACGAAUAACGUAUGUUUUGUAGACAACGAGCAAGUACCGUUUCUUUCUGUGAUUUAUUUGAUAUUUAUAUUUAUAUGAAUUUAUAUUUACAAAUCAGCCUUAUAUAUAAAAUAGAGUUUUCGCAUUCUUUGCACCGGCAUCGCUUGUAAAGUAUUUUUAACAAGUACUGAUGUAUAUAAGAACGAUGUGUAGAAGUCGAGAAUUAGAAAAUUAGUAGUAGAAGACAAUUUUUUAAAGCGUCCAUUUUUUUGUCACGUGUAAUUUUUCAGGUGAUAGUGGGGCUAAGUCAUAAAUUACUAAUCGUACCUUCUCUUCCAGUUAUCUCCGAAUAAUUUAAUAAAAUUUACAUACACUCGGUCGCAUAUAGAUCUACAUAUCUCUAAUAAAAUUCGGAAGAAUAUUUACAGUAAUUAAAAGAUAAUAGGAAGCUAUUUGUUUUUAAUAUUUAUCUUUUAAUUAACACGAUGACGAUUAGCAUAUCUUUUUCUACUAUUUGUUACUAUUUAAACAUAGAAAUUUUUAACAAUUUAACGAAAUGAAUGUUAAUUACGCAAUAAAGAUAUGAACCU
Messenger RNA from Pogonomyrmex barbatus (red harvester ant), 1732 nucleotides. Its product is annotated as lipid transport auxiliary protein 1. The record is from RefSeq and is a predicted model, not a curated record. NCBI's taxonomy places the organism in Eukaryota, Metazoa, Arthropoda, Insecta, Hymenoptera, Formicidae.